Molecule: messenger RNA, 762 nt
Organism: Nerophis lumbriciformis (worm pipefish)
Lineage: Eukaryota; Metazoa; Chordata; Actinopteri; Syngnathiformes; Syngnathidae
Source: RefSeq, a predicted model, not a curated record
AUGACAGACUAUAACGAAGAGCAAAGAAAUGAACUAGAAGCAAUUGAGUCGAUAUACCCAGACUCGUUCACAGAAGGGUGGAUUUACUCCUGUGAAUUCCUUAAAAUUGCAGUGCUUUCGGAGGAUCCCAUCAGCUUCACUAUUACUGUAACGUCAGACGCGGGGGAAAAUGGUGAAACUGUAGAAGCCACUUUAAAGUUUACAUAUGUAGAAAAAUACCCUGAUGACCCCCCACUGUGGGAGGUCCACUCCCAAGAGAACCUGGAAAACAGUGAUAUGGAGGACAUUCUCACAAUACUAAAGCAACAGGCAGAAGAAAACCUGGGAAUGGUGAUGAUUUUUACCUUGGUGACAGCUGUGCAGGAAAAACUCAACGAAAUUGUGGACCUGAUGAAGACCAGACGAGAAGAGGAGAAACUGCGGAAAGAGAGGGAGGCGGAGGAAGCAGAGAAGGUAGCAUUUCAGGGCACAGUGGUAACAAUUGAGAACUUCCUGGCAUGGAAAGCCAAGUUCGAGCUAGAAGUGGCUGAAAUCCGACGGAAAAAACAGAAAGAGGAAGAGCAAUCGGGCAAAGCAAAACUCACAGGCAAACAACUGUUUGAGAGGGACCACAAUCUGGACACGUCAGACAUCCAAUUCCUUGAAGACGCUGGAAACAGUGUUGAGGUGGAUGAAUCAUUGUUCCAGGACAUCGACGACUUGGAUUUGGAGGAUGACGACCCAGACUUUGACCCUUUGGAAAUGGGCAGUGAUGAGGAUUAA